Messenger RNA from Hermetia illucens (black soldier fly), 635 nucleotides. RefSeq names its product 40S ribosomal protein S24 (gene RpS24). NCBI's taxonomy places the organism in Eukaryota, Metazoa, Arthropoda, Insecta, Diptera, Stratiomyidae. Gene Ontology annotation, biological process: translation. The record is from RefSeq and is a predicted model, not a curated record. Bases 132 to 524 code for a protein of 130 amino acids. The transcript is spliced from 2 exons. Gene Ontology annotation, molecular function: structural constituent of ribosome. Gene Ontology annotation, cellular component: ribosome.
CUCACAUCAGUGGUGCCAACAUAUCUACUCGUGGCCGAAAUUCAGCAGCUCUUUGCAAUUGACGGAACCAUCUUCCUUUUGAAUAAACUUCGUUCACCGACGACGUGUUUGUGGAUAAUUGAAGGUGCAAAAUGACUACAGCCACUAUCAGAACCCGCAAAUUCAUGACCAACCGGUUGUUGUGCCGUAAACAAAUGGUCUGCGAUGUCCUGCACCCCGGCUUGUCCUCUGUAAACAAGAAGGAAAUCCGCGAGAAACUUGCAGCCAUGUACAAAGUCACCCCCGAUGUUGUGUUCGUGUUCGGUUUCCGCACAAACUUUGGUGGCGGCCGAUCGACCGGGUUCGCUCUGGUCUACGACACAUUGGACUACGCCAAGAAGUUUGAACCAAAACAUCGUCUAGCCCGCCACGGUCUCUAUGAGAAGAAACAACAGACACGCAAGCAACGUAAGGAACGUCGCAACAGGAUGAAGAAGGUCCGCGGUACAAAGAAGGCCAAGGUCGGACAGGCCGCAAAGAAAUAAGCACUUUCCAUUUUUUAAGGGUACAUGUUUUAUAUUUUCACUCGUCGAUGCGACUUUUAUUUGUGCAGGCAUGGAUUUGUGAAUAAAAGAAGUUGAUGAAAGUGGAAAUCA